GGUGUGAUAGUCCCUCCUCUCCCUCUGUUUAUUGAAUUUAUAUUUAUUUAUUACACUAAUGAAUCCCCCAAAUCUCUCUUUUCUUAGAAUCUAGGGUUUUCAAAUUCAGAGCACCUGGAUCCAAAUCCAGUAAAACUCUAGUCUCCCUUACAAAAUUUAGGGUUCUAAGAGUUGCGGUUUCCUUUGAUAUUCCACGAAUUUGCUUUUGGUUCGCAGAUUAGGGCUUUCGCUAGUUCUGUUUGACUCUCAAUUUCUUAGUUCGGAAGUUUUUUUUUUCUGGAAAGAUUUUCUGUUUUCUUUGCGGCGUUUAGGGAUUUGAUUCGACUGAGAGUAUCUUUUGUUGUCGUGGUUUUGAUUGACGGACUACAUCGUGAAAAUUUGAAAUUUUAGUUUUUUGUAAUAAUGACUAAGGUUGGCGAGGAGGAAAUUGUAUAUGAGAGUGAUCCCGAGGAAGAGAAGCGAUUGCUUGUAAGGAGAAGAAGAGAAGCUGCGAGCGACGACGAGGAAGGUGAAGGAGAAGAGAAGCCUAGAAAUAAUCGGAGGGCUCCAAUUCACUCCGAUGAAUCUGACGGUCAGGGUGGCGCUGCAGACUAUGACGACGACGAAGAAGAGGCAUUAAAUGAAGAGGAAGAUGAAGAAGAUGAAGAGGAAGAGGUUUAUGAAGAAGAGGAAGGGAAUAAGGAGGGAGUAGGAGGCAGCGGCAAUGCUGGGGUUGAGGUUAGGGAGAAGGAAAUCGAGGGGAGGAAGGAGCAGGUGGGAGGAGAGGAGAAAGUGGAGGGGGAGGAAGGGGAAGAGGGGAAGAAGGGGAACCAGCCUUUUGCGGUGCCUACUGCCGGGGCUUUUUACAUGCACGAUGACAGGUUUAGGGACAGUGCUGGUGGUCGGCACAGGCGAACCUUUGGUGGAAGGAAUUUGUGGGAGUCCAAAGAUGAUAAGAAAUGGGGGCAUGACAAGUUUGAGGAGAUGACAUUUCAGGAAAGGCAUUAUGAACAGGGAAGGAGGACUGCUAAAGGUAAUUUUCGGGCCCGUGGUGGUAAAAUUCGAGGUCCAGAAUGGGGAUAUGCCAGACGGAACAGGUCUAAAUCAUUCAGCGAUGAUAACAAUCAGAACCAGGCACCAAAAGUUGUGAGAGGGAGAGGACCCAGAAAGUUUGAAUCUACUUUCAAGAGUCGCAGAGAGACGCCUCCAGUGCAAAACAAACAGCCUGGGAAACCCUUUGAGAAACGUCCACAUGGUAGUUCAGGGAGAAUUUUGUCAUCUUUGUCAAAUACAGAAUCUGAUGAAUUGCCCGCUAGAAAACAUUCAAGCUUGAGCUCUGCUUCUCCUCCCUUUUAUCCUUCCGGAUCUUCAAAUAAAGACACCACUUCAAGUCAAAAAAGGGAUAUACACGGUGCAAGCACAAGCAAGAAUCUUCGCACUCCUGUUAUAGAUGAGAAUUUUCCUACACAACAACACAGUGCAUUGGUGCGGGGGAAGAAUAUAGCCGACUCUGUUUCAAUUGACAAGCUUUAUAUUGAUGAUUCCAUCACUCUGGCAGCAGGAAAGCCUUUGAGCAAUAUGCAAAUGCCACCUUCUGGAUCUUCUGUGGUCAAUUCUAUUACAUCUUCACAAUCUAGGGCUCAAGGAAGGAGUGCAGCUAUGUCAAGCCAGAUGACUUACCAGGGAGCUCCGCAGCAGAACCAAAUCAACAAAACCUCUCCCACUGCGCCGAUCCACUCUCUUCAGCGAAUUCCUGCUCAAAACCGUAUUCAACCUUCUGCCCAGCAGUUAGUCCAACAUCCUAGUAGCAAUUCUCCAGCCUCUUCUCCACCAAAAACUGCUUUGUCACAAAAUUCUUAUGAAGCUGUUGAAGCAGAGGCUGCUGUGGAAUCAAGUAAAUCCAGAAAUGCAUUGGUUGGAAAGGGAAAAGGUAUAAUUCAAGGAAAUGGAAGAGGAUCUUUUCUUUAUGGUGGGACACAGGUUGUGGGAGCCACCACAGGGAAUAUUGGUGUUGGGCAUGGUGAUCAGAACUUCUCUGGAACACCAACCUUUUUGCCAGUUAUGCAAUUUGGUGGUCAGCAUCCUGGUGGUCUUGGAGUUCCUGCGGUUGGCAUGGCAUUUCCUGGAUAUGUUGCUCAGCCUCAACUUGGCUUAGGGAAUUCUGAAAUGACAUGGUUACCAGUUCUGGCUGGUGCUGCUGGAGCUUUAGGGGCUACAUAUUGUUCACCUUAUAUUUCGGUUGAUGGUGCUUAUCAUGCUCGCCCAUCUGGGAAAACAUCUUCCUUGGGUUCUUCAAGCAAAGAAAGUAGUACUAAUAUACCCAAUAAUGAAUGGAAGAAUACACAGAGACCUGAAUAUGCAAGUGAUGAAUUUGGACAGCGACAAAAACCUCGCAGAUACUCAGAGAUGGAUUUUAAGCAGCCAAGUACAAGCACUUAGAUGAAAUGGAGUGUGUUUGAAUAAGCAGAUAAAGGCCUUUAUGAGGCCCUUUGUGAUCUAUAGCUUUUAUUCUGGAGGGCUUUGGGCCACAGUAUGUCCCAGGAUGUUCUAGUUAUGUAACAAAAAACCUGUUGUUGCUGCAGUCAAUUGGAGAACAUAACUGUGGCUUGGCAGGUGGCAUUUUGUUGUUUAAACUUGUGGUUUUCUUGUGGCUUGGUUUAUUAGUGAAGCUUGUGAGAAAUGUAUGCGGGCUUCUCCAAAAACUAUAUACGAAAAAAUUGGUAAAAAAAAAAAAACAAGAAUUAUUGUGCAGAAGGUGUUUGGUCGGUGACUUUGAGUUUUGCUUUUACAAAGCAGCUGGUAUUUGAGUAUUUCUAUCCGUCUUUCAUGCAUGUGUCUGGUUGAUCAGUAAAGUCUGGUUUUGAGGGUUCCUUUUCUCUAUGCUAGAUUUUUUUGUUUUGUUCAGGACUGCCUUCCUGCUGAAAUCAUGCGGGUAGAGAUUAUUUGUUUAGUGGACUCGUCUUUGUGGGGACAUGUACUCUUCUAAGCAGUGGAAUGAGGUUAUGAUUUAAAAUA
This is a messenger RNA of Populus nigra (black poplar), 2994 nucleotides long. Its product is annotated as protein MLN51 homolog. Gene Ontology annotation, molecular function: mRNA binding. The coding region runs from base 403 to 2418 and encodes 671 amino acids. Gene Ontology annotation, biological process: mRNA processing. Gene Ontology annotation, cellular component: exon-exon junction complex. NCBI's taxonomy places the organism in Eukaryota, Viridiplantae, Streptophyta, Magnoliopsida, Malpighiales, Salicaceae. The record is from RefSeq and is a predicted model, not a curated record. The transcript is spliced from 11 exons.